Molecule: messenger RNA, 6155 nt
Organism: Ctenopharyngodon idella (grass carp)
Lineage: Eukaryota; Metazoa; Chordata; Actinopteri; Cypriniformes; Xenocyprididae
Gene: clec16a
Product: C-type lectin domain containing 16A
Exons: 19
Coding region: 1686-4298 (870 amino acids)
Biological process (GO): endosome to lysosome transport; regulation of autophagosome maturation; endosomal transport
Cellular component (GO): endolysosome membrane; late endosome
Source: RefSeq, a predicted model, not a curated record
GAGCCCUGACUCAGCUGCUGCUGCCGCACGAUCCUUCUCUCUGCUGUCAAUCUCUGUCAUGCCUCUGAUGCAUGGGCAUGCUGACGCUGCUCUCCGCCAUCCGUGAGUAACGCACACUUACAUUUAGCGAUCGCUGCUGACUCUACACACAUGCACGGGCACACUGGGGUUUCACUUGGGUAUGGUCAUGUGCUGAAGACAAAAGGGCUUUCGCUGAUCUGUUUCUCUGGCUUGAGCUUUACAUGAAUCCUUCUUCCCUUCCUGAAUAACUGACUUAACAUUUCUUUCUAUCUGCUUGGUGCUUACCCUUGGAUUGCAGUUCAUCUUAUAGCUAAACAAUCAGUGCCUGUGGAGAUUGUUGAAGUAUUUUGGUCAAACUACCAUUGGUGCAUGUUACUGACGUUAAUGUGCAUGCAGUGGCCCCAAAUAAUAUUUGGAGAUGUAGCCAACACUUAAAAAUGUAUGAAUGUCAUUGCAUUAAAUAAACAACCUUAUUUCUUUAAAAUAAAGGCCACUUAUUGUUAUAUUUUAUGCAUAAAAUAGGUAUAGGUGAAAAAACAAUCUUACUUAUCAGUCAUUUGACAAAUGUAGGCCUGCUCUGAAACAAAAUGCCUAUGUGCCAUUGAUACUCUUACAGAUUACAGAUUUUGUUUCAUAGGUAGGUCAACUACAAAAAAUGUGGGGUCCCAUGAUCAUUUGGUUAUAAUUUAUGACUUGAAUAUCAGUUUGUAUUGAACUAUCGUUAAAAAGUUUGGGGUCAUUUUUUUUUUUUAAAGAAAUUAAUACUUUUAUUCAGCUAGGACGCAUUAAGUUGACAAUAAAGACAUGAUACAAAAGAUUUCAAAUGGUGUUCUUUUGACCCUUCUAUUAAAAAAUCCUGAAAAAAAAAAAAAAAUCACGGUUUCCACAAAGAUAUGAAGCAGCACAACAAUAUUUUCAACAUUGAUAAUGAUAAGAAAUGUUUUUUGAGCAGCAAAUCAUAAUAUUAGAAUGGUUUCUGAAGGAUCAUAUGACACUGAAGACUGGAGUAAUGAUGCUGAAAAUACAGCUUUGCCAUCACAGGAAUACAUUACAUUUUAAAAUAUAUUAAAACAGAAUGCAUUAUUAUUUUAAAUUGUAAUAAUAUUACACAUUUUUACUGUUUUUGCUGAAUUUGUCAAAUAAAUGCAAACAUAGUAAGCGUAAAGAGACUUAUUUUGUAAACAUUAAAAAAGUUACUGCCCCCCAACUUUUCAAUGGGAGAUAUACUAUGCAUAUUUUUUGUUUUAUAUAAUGCGAUGACGUUCAUUUAUUUUUACGUGUCGCUUAAGUGUUUGAAUACUUUGAAUACUCUGUGGCCACAUGGGGUACAAUUGACAUUCUUGAUAUGGCAGAUCACAUGCAUAAUUAUUCUAUGCACCGAAUUAAUCGCAAUGAAGCAGUUAAAAUCUCUGAUUGUCAGAAUAAGCAGUUGGGUGUUAUGGAUUACCUUUGCUUUUUAGCAUGUCCUGGCAGCUUCAUAUGACUGGUCAAUAUGUCUGUUGGUUUUUGGGCUGUUCUUGGUUCCAGAUGCUUUUUUGUGCAGGUUUAGUACCAGCCACUAGGUGGUGUGAUUGUUUCAUCUUUUGGCCUCUAGGGCCCAGAGCUCCACUAGCUCGGUCCCUUCAUCUUGUUUAAUCCUUUGUCUGUUCUUCCCCUCUCCCUCUAUGGUGACUCCUGUGUGCCUUAUUCCAGUGUCAUUGGACAACCAGCACAUGCUACACUACAUCCGGGACAAAACGGCCGUGCCGUACUUCUCCAAUUUGGUCUGGUUCAUUGGAAGCCACGUCAUCGAGCUGGACAAGUGUGUGCAGACUGAUGAAGAACAUAAAAACAGAGGAAAACUCAGCGAUCUGGUAGCCGAGCAUCUGGACCAUCUCCACUAUUUGAACGACAUCCUCAUCAUCAACUGUGAGUUUCUCAAUGACGUGUUGACGGACCACCUGCUCAAUCGCCUGUUCCUGCCCCUCUACGUGUACUCUCUGGUCAGCCAAGAGCAGUCUGAAGAUCGUAAGAUCAACCCUCAGGUGUCACUCUACCUGCUGUCACAGGUGUUCCUAAUCAUCCACUACCAGCCGCUCGUCCACUCCCUGGCUGAUGUCAUUCUGAAUGGAGACUUGUCGGUGUUCACCGUGCAGACAGAGCAGAGCGCUCACAAGAGUUCAAGCAAUGCCGGUGUUCGUCGCUUCACCAAGCCCCCAGAAAGUCUGGAGCGUUCCCUUGAGAUGAGUCGUCAACGUGGGAGGAAGAGGGCUCAGAAAAGACCCAACUACAAGAACGUGGGCGAGGAAGAGGAGGAGGAACGAGGAUCUGAGGAAGGGCCGGAAGACGAGAAGGAAAAGGCUAAAGGUACAGAGGCUAGUUCAAAGGCCAGCAGGACAAGUGGGGACAAGGAAGAAAUUGAGAUGGUGGUGAUGGAAAAAUGUAAGAUCUCUGAUGUGUCUACGUUGACGGAACAGAACAUUACAGACGAGGAGAAGAGCGCUGCUGCGGCAGCACGAUCCGAAGGCCAGAAGAGCAGGCCUUUCCUGGACAUGUUCUAUAAUGCACUGGACUGUGAGAAAGAGGAUUACCAGGCUUUGUUUGUGCUUUGUCUACUGUAUGCCGUGUCUCACAGUAAAGGUAUAAACCCAGAGCUCUUAGAGAGGAUCCAGCUGCCUGUGCCAAAUCAAGAGAGGAGCUCUUACAGUCAGGUGCUGGUGGAGAGAGUGAUCCGAAUCAUGAGCCAGGCUGCUCAGCCAGAUGGAAAGGUGCGUCUUGCCACCCUGGAGUUAAGCUGUCUGCUUCUGAAACAGUCUGUGCUGUCUGGCUCUCAAUGCAUUAUAAAGGACAUCCAUUUGGCCUGUUUGGAGGGUGCCCGUGAAGAGAGUCUUCACCUUCUAAGGCAGUUUUAUAAGGGGGAGGAGAUCUUCCUGGAUAUGUUUGAGGAUGAGUACAGGAGCAUGAUGAAUAAGCCCCUAAACGUGGAGUAUCUUAUGAUGGAUGCGUCCAUUUUACUUCCUCCCACUGGCACCCCUCUUACCGGCAUUGACUUUGUGAAGCGAUUGCCCUGUGGAGAUGUCGAGAGGACGCGCAAGGCUAUCCGUGUGUUCUUCAUGCUGCGCUCGCUGUCCCUACAGCUGCAAUGUGAACCAGAAACUCAACUUCCUCUCACACGACCGGAGGAUCUCAUCAAGACUGAUGAUGUGCUUGACCUAAAUAACAGUGAUCUUAUUGCGUGCAUGGUGGUGAGUAAAGAUGGGGUUCAAGCUCAGCGCUUCCUGGCUGUAGAUGUGUACCAGAUGAGUCUUGUAGAACCGGAUUCAAAGCGUCUCGGCUGGGGUGUUGUCAAGUUUGCCGGCCUUCUGCAGGACAUGCAGGUUUCAGGAGUAGAAGAUGACAGCAGGGCUCUGAACAUCAUCAUACACAAGCCCACAUCUAACCCUCAUGCCAAGCCUGUGCCCAUCCUGCAGGCUAACUUCAUCUUUGCAGACCAUAUUCGCUGCAUCAUCGCCAAACAGCGACUAGCCAAGGGCCGCAUCCAGGCCAGGCGCAUGAAAAUGCAGAGGAUAGCAGCUCUAUUGGACCUUCCUGUUCAGCCUUCCACAGAAGUGCUGGGCUUUAGCCAACCAUCUGUUGCAUCAUCACUGCCUUUCCGCUUCUAUGAUCAGUCCAGACGCGGCCCAGCCUUCGCCUCUGUAGAUAAAGUUCCAGGUUUUGCAGUUGCUCACGUUGCCCAGCAUAACCCCACAUCAACUUCCUCCACCUCGUCACUUUCUGGUGGCCCCACUGGCCCGUGUGACUCGAUCACAGCCAGCAGCGCAUCCACACACACUGCAACACAGAGUCAAACAGGACUUUCGCUGGCGCCUAGCCUCACCCCUGCACCACAACCCACCAUCUCCCUCCUGUCUAACAAUGACGCCGAAACUCUGAGCGUGGACUCCUUGACCCUGUUGCCCCCCGCCGACCCGCCUCGCCUGCGCUCCUUCAGCACCCAGUCCUCCGUCCAGGAUGAUGCAUCUGCAGAAGGGGAUGAGAUGAUUCCUGCUGGCCGAACAGAAGAUGACCGCAUGGGAGCAGCGGACACACAGUCUCAAGACGACAGGAAGGAUAUUCCCGUCAUACGAGAGGAAGAUGAGGCAUCUCCUGAGUCUAGGCCAUUGCUUGGUGAAGAAACUGAGGAUUUGACAAAUGUUCAGAGUGAUGAACCUGUGACUCAGUCCGAGACAGACUCUGCAGGCGUCACAGCCAACCAAGAGGACAGCCCAGACCUGGAGGAGGAGACCGCGAUAGACUGAUAUGUCUAGUGCUACUAAAACUAAAACAUACUAAAGGAAUAAGGGCCAGGUUACUAAAGCAAGAAAUGUUAUAUUGAUUACUCAAUGUGAGCAUGACUGAUUAAGGUUUGCACAUGCUUUCAGCUUUAGUAAUUCAGGCCCUCAGUUGUAUCCGUGUAGUUGCCGACUGUGUCAACACAGCGGUUAACGAUACUUCUCUUUACAUCAAGACCAUGAAACAUUUCAGAGGAAAACGGCACAUUCAGAACAAUGUUAUUGUUCGUCACGAGUGCUGCUUAAAGCACAGUCUUUUUUCUGUUGUGUGUUAUUCUUUCUGCUCUGGUGCUGAGGUGUUUCAGCUGUUUCUCUGCAUGUGUGACUCUUUUGUGAUUGUGCGUGACUGUUCGAGUGUGUGCGCGUAUGGUUUUAUGAUGCUGAGCAGACGGAGAAGAAAGGGCGUGUUCGUAUAAAUAUGUAUCUGAGUGGGUUAGUGGGGAAUGCCCACUUGAUUUUACCAGUCUUAACACUGAGGAAUGUACAAAGACUUCUGAGUCUAUCCAGCAGUGCUCUUUUCUGAAGGUGUAUUUCAUUUUGGUUGAACAUUCAUUUGCACUUCAAUGGUGGGUUUUUAAAAAAAGCCCUUUUGUGUCAUUCUUUGGAGAUUAUAAGGAACAGAUCCAGUAUGUGCUUAAAGUGACCCGUUUUAACUCAUCAUUGUAUUCAACCCGUGAACUCUUGCUCAGUUUUGGCAGCGCAGGAGGUUUAUCCAACCAUCCACCUUUGCUCCACCAAGCCUUUUUGCAUUAAAAUAUACUGACUCACCUAUGUCAGUCACGUUCUAAAGUGAGUUCUUUUUCUUCCAUCAGGUGAUUCCAUCAUCGAGUUUCAUUCCUGGGCGUUUAUGUCACUGCCGUACCUUCACGCGUUUGCUUUUGUUCUAGAAGAUUUUGCAAUCUGCUGACACGGGAUGAAUAUGCCAGUUUUCGUUCACAUAGUUACGGCGUUAAGUACUUUGAGGUGGUCUCUUCCUGUUUUUAAGGCUGAGGCGACUUUUCCUUUUUUUUUUUUUUUAGGCGUGUUUUAAUGUUCUUUAACACUUAAUAUACUAGAGGUCAUCAAGAGCUUGUGCUGGACACAUAAUCAAAGCUGGGUGUGAUGUAUUUGUGGUUUCGUUUUACUUUGGUGUGCAAUAACAGUAAUUCAGGACUCAUUUAUUUCACUUACAGAGUCCAGUAGUUGGACUACCGUCACUAAUGGACUGAAAUGGAUAAUUAAUUUUUGGUUUAUAGACAGCAGCACAUAGAAGGGAUCCACAGGUUCUUGCGAUGUGGCACCGAUGCAGAUGUGUGGUAACCAUGACUGGGCGCUUUAUUCUUUAAAGAAACGCACUCAGAUUUAAGCUUUAUCAAUGGAGUUUGUAAAAUAUUACCUUUAAAGCAAUACAAUUAAUUCUGCUUAUAUCAGUAUUUUGAGGUUAAAUUCAUUGUCGAAAAGGGGGCACGGGGGGAGGGUGGCAUUAUAGUUUGUACACAGUGUAAAGAUUUGUUUUGAUCUGAUGUUAUAAUUAAUUACCAAGUCAUGCAAUAAAUUAUUCUGAUGUAAAUUUUGGUUGUCUUACCAUUUUUAAUCUUUCAAUUACGUUUAAUGAAGAAGCAGCAUUUCAUUAAACAUUAAUCUGCCAUAAAAUCUGUCGCUUCACACUGUUUAUCUGUAGUUGUUAAUCUGAAAAAUACAUUUGUAAAUUUCCUGUUCUGGUGAAAUGCCUGUUAAAUUCCUGAUAGUCAUCAUUUCCAAGAAUAGGUGGGCUUCUCUGGGUCUCUUGAUGAUAGAUGUAAACUCUUGUAAAAUGUGGAAAUGAAAUGUGUGGUUAUUUUCUUU